Molecule: messenger RNA, 1797 nt
Organism: Heterobilharzia americana
Lineage: Eukaryota; Metazoa; Platyhelminthes; Trematoda; Strigeidida; Schistosomatidae
Source: the annotation of a GenBank genome assembly
GGAAUGCCAGUAUUCCGCUUCGUUCAAAAAUACUUUGAAUUUACGAGAGAAUGUCGCUUUGCAGACAAAACUAUCACGAAGAAUGUGAAGCUGGAAUUAAUAAGCAAAUUAAUAUGGAGCUGUAUGCCAGUUACGUAUAUAUGACCAUGGCUUUUCAUUUUCAUCGCGAUGAUGUUGCACUAAAUGGGUUUUAUAAAUUUUUCUUGAAGGAAUCUGAAGAAGAAAGAGAACAUGCCCUGAAGCUAAUGACAUACCAAAAUAUGCGGGGCGGUCGCAUUGUGCUACAAGAUAUCUCAGCGCCUCCUCAACUUUCAUGGACUUCUGGACUUCAAGCGAUGCAGGAUGCUUUAGAGUUAGAGAAGAGAGUCAACCAGAGUCUCGUGGAUUUAGUUGCUGUUGGUGAGAAGCACAGGGAUUCACACUUUUGCGAGUUUAUUGCGAGUAAGUGUGUAUGCAUGUUGUGUGCAUGAAGUUAAUUAAUUUAAAUUACUUAUUCUUAAGUAGUAAUUCUGACCAAGACUUAAGGGUUUCGAAGCAAAACAAUUUCCACUUUUAAGUUGGUGCCUACCAAAUUAUCUCAUGCCUUGAUGAAAAUAUUCUUCAUUUCCUUAAAAUUGUGGCGGUAGUAGAUCAUUUGCUGUCUACGAAAAUAUUAUUCUGGUAAGAUUCCAAAUGCUGUGUGCAUUAUGAAGCUACUAGUCUGCGAAGUACGAGUGUUAUUUAACCAACGGGUGCAGGAGCACUAACAGUUUCGUUAUAAAUAUGUAUGUAUAGUCACCUUUACUGUAUGUAUCUUGUAGUGUUAUUGCAAUUUGUCGUUAUUUAAAGAUAGUUCCAUCUUUUGGUUUAUACAAUAGCCUUACAAUAUUUCAGAGUGACUCAAUUUCAACAGAUUUUUAUGUCCUGUACAAAAUUAAUGGAGUAAGAACGCUAAGGGACUCAUCGCGAUGUAAAACGUAAUAGGUCGUGUAUUAUAGGCCUUCAUAAUAAAUUGGCCAGAUUAAAUGCAUAUAUUUUAGUGAAGUUGACUCUUUUAUACUCAUUAGAUUUAAAUUCUCAAUUUUCAUAUUGCGUUCUGUAGUUGCUUCUAGGUAAAGUUUUGCCCUAGUCGGGCGUUAGAAUAAGAGAUUAUGGAGGAAGGCGUUGGUGCACAAAGUCCCAUGGAAAUACAUAAUACUACCAAUUAUAACAUGCUUGCAUUCUGAGGGUUGUUGUGAGAGAAUCAUCACAAUGGAAUAGCGAUAUCUUCAAACACUGAUAUCGUCGCUACAGCUGACCACGGAAACAAUUUCAUCAAAUCUAAUGUCAUUGUGUAAUCUUGGGCAAUCUCAUUAGUUUUAAUCUUACAAUUUGUAGCAAAAACAUGGCAGUUUUGUAGAAUGAAAAAACUCAGCCUUCUUUCUAGGUUGUCAUUUCUAUGGUGAAAGUAAGUUCAUUUCAUAAGUAGCAGUAGCUCCUCAUGACUUCUAGACUGUGAAGUAAGGGUAUCAUCACUGUAGAAUGAUUUCACUGUAAAAAUAAGAUUUUUGGAAUUCUUUUUGAUUUAAAGUCAAGUUAGUGACUUUCCGGUGGAAACUGACUUUUGUUGAACCUGAUUUCUGUCUAAAGUGCAAGGAUACUAUGGAUCCAAUGAAAAGGAUACAGAUGUUAUAGCGUCGUAAGUGCGAAUAGGCUUAACUGUAACGCAAUAAUCUCACAGUGAUCCACAGGCUGUUCAUAUUAUACCUUCAUUCAUUAAAUGUUAGUGUUUUAACUUGUUUUUCUAUCUACUAGAUGAAUAUUUGGAAGCCCAGGUGC